Molecule: messenger RNA, 735 nt
Organism: Babesia ovata
Lineage: Eukaryota; Apicomplexa; Aconoidasida; Piroplasmida; Babesiidae
Product: Outer dense fiber 2
Exons: 1
Coding region: 1-735 (244 amino acids)
Source: RefSeq, a predicted model, not a curated record
AUGGCGGGGUUCGAUGUGCAGUCUACGAGUGACCAGUACCUGAAGACGUUCCAGCGGCACGAGGCUGCGUCGCGCCGGGGACCUACUUCUCCAGAUGAGUCGUCGGAGCUUUCCCACCUGGCGAAGCUAAAGGGUGACAUCGAUGUCGCGUUCUCGCGCAUACAACAGAGCCUCCAAAACAAGUCUCUCACGCAGGGAGACUGGCAGAAGGUCAUCGACUUGCGCCAGGGAGCGCGUCUCAAGCUCGACUCUGCAAAUGCGCGAAUCGACGAUCUUAUCAAGAUGUCUGCGUCUUCGACCGAUCGCGUGCUCGCCUGCCAAGUUCAGCGCUACCGCCGAAUUUUCGACCAGCUGACUGACGAAUUCCGUCUGCUGGGCAAGCAGGUUGACCAGCGGUACCAAAGCUUCGCGUUGUUUGGAGACAACCGGCACCCAUCGCAGCCGCUAGACAUGGCGGUAAACUCCGGCCAGGUUGUCGUCGAGGCUAUAAUGGACGUGGAGUCGUUGACGGAGCAAGCUAGCCUGAACCUGGGAGUUCUGCGCAGCGGCAACGAUCGGAUGGCUCGCAUCUACGCGCGGGUCAAUACCAUGGUGCACGAACACCUGUUCGACAUCCACAAGUUGCAGAGGAACAUCAACUACGUCCUGCUGCGCAAUCGUACAGUCACGUCGCUUGUGAUGGGCUUCUGCCUGUUUUUGAUUAUAUACAAACUGAUUCUAUCAAAAAUUGUAUAG